Messenger RNA from Xyrauchen texanus (razorback sucker), 1566 nucleotides. RefSeq names its product matrix metalloproteinase-19-like. The record is from RefSeq and is a predicted model, not a curated record. Gene Ontology annotation, biological process: proteolysis; extracellular matrix organization; collagen catabolic process. The coding region runs from base 169 to 1080 and encodes 303 amino acids. Gene Ontology annotation, molecular function: metalloendopeptidase activity; zinc ion binding. The transcript has 6 exons. NCBI's taxonomy places the organism in Eukaryota, Metazoa, Chordata, Actinopteri, Cypriniformes, Catostomidae. Gene Ontology annotation, cellular component: extracellular matrix.
ACCUGUUUGUGAUGAUCAAUAAAUGUCCUCAUUUCCUCUUUAUCCCCAAUGUUCAUAUGAAGAUUUAAUUGCAGAUAAAUCUAUAGACAUAAACGUGUCACUUUCAGAAUCUUCUAGAAGGUCACUGCGUUAUCUGUAACCGGCCGGCUGGACAACCGCAUACUGAACAUGAUGAACACCCCCCGCUGCGGGCUGAUGGACCCCUUCAACAGGAUCCUGAAAUAUCGUAUACUGGGUCACUGGCGUAAGAAGAGGUUGACCUACCGCAUCUACAACUAUUCACCUCAUCUGGGUUUCACUAAAUCACGAGCGGCGAUUCAAGCCGCCUUCAGAUACUGGAGCGACGUCACGCCUCUUCAAUUACAGGUUGAGGUCAGCAGAGGUCACGCGGACAUUCAGAUCUCCUUCCACAGGAAAGACAAGGGUUGUGCGGCUCCUUUCGAUGGACCAGGAAAACCUGUGGAGAGACCGGCCACUGACCCAAGACCCUUAGAUGGCCACCCUUCUGUCCUGGACCCCUGCACCGCGGUACCGGACGCUGUCAUGUGGGGGCCUCUUCAGAAGACAUUUGUAUUCAACGGUCAUCACGUGUGGACACUCUCAGAUUCCGGUUAUAACGCUCCCGUUAGGAUUAAUGCACUGUGGAAAGAGCUGCCCGGCAACAUUAGUGCAGCUGUACACUCGCAACGAACCAACAAAUCCUAUUUUCUGAAAGGGGAUAAAGUCUGGAGAUAUUCUGGAUUUAAGCUGGACCGUGGUUACCCAAAACAACUCCUCAUUCCGCCCAACAUACAUGCGGCUUUCUACCUCCACAGCUUCAAAAGUCUCGUCUUCAUAAAGGGAUCAGAGUUUUGGCUUUGGGAUGAACUUGGAUCAGGUAAAGAUCUCCUGCGUUACCCAAAACCAGUCUCGCAGCUGAUCACCGGUUUACCCUCAGAUCCAGACGCAGCCUUCACUUGGACAAAUGGACACGUCUAUGUGUUCAAAGGAGAGCAGUACUGGCGCGUGAGUCGUGGGAUGUUUGUUGAGAAGGGUUACCCACGCCGCACCAGAGAGAGAUGGAUGCAGUGUGACGAUUAAACAUGCAGGGGGCAGCACACAAUAAAUAAUGAGACUUUCUAAUUAUAUUCAUGAUUAUAUUCUCAAUAUACUUUAUAUAUAUACUAUACGUUUAACACACUGCUUUUCAACUAACUGUCCACAAGGGAGCAGCAAGAGGACUUCAUUUUUUGUGUUUUUUUUUUAAGUCAUUUAAUGAGGAUUGUUUAUUAAAAUGAAAUGGACACAUUUGUUAUUAGUCUCCUGUACUGACACUCACACUAGUUGAGUUUGGCGAGGGGCCUUUGAAUACUGUCUUGGUCAAUGACGGCCCUUGGAGUCAUAAAGGUUGAGAUCCACUGGACUAACACAUCGUAAAUAAUAAUGAAGAUGUCUUCAGUUUAUUAGUAAUCUCUCUCUUAUUCUCUCACUCAUUUGUAUCCAGAUAAGCUAUAAACAUGUAUCCAUCAGGGGUUCGUGGUGCACCCUCAUUAACUGUGUGCUAAUAAAUUGUUUUGAAACCGAAGA